CGAGGGGAGCCCCCGCCUCCCUUCGCCAAGGCCAGCGACUGAGGUUGUAGGGAGAACUGGAAGCGCGCUAGUAGGGGGAAGCGUCGCGUUAAAUCCGUCUCCUCCCCAGACCCCACUUCCGAGGGGGUGGGCGAUAGAGGGGAGAUUGGGGUUGGAGCAGCGGCGAGGGGGCUCCUCCCUUGCACCUCCCCCCACAGGACUUGGUCGCGCCCAAAGUGUAACACUUUCUCUUUGUCGGAGGAGCUCCCCUGUUUCCCGUGCUGGAUCUCCCGUUGAGGAGGCGCCCGAGGCAGCCCUGGAGGAGGCAGGAGCAGUUGGAGGGAUGGCAGCGACCGACAUAGCUCGCCAGGUGGGUGAAGGUUGCCGAACUCUCCCCCUGGCUGGACACGUGGGGUUUGACAGCUUGCCGGACCAGUUGGUGAAUAAGUCAGUCAGCCAGGGCUUCUGCUUCAACAUCAUGUGUGUGGGAGAGACAGGUUUGGGCAAGUCUACCCUCAUGGACACCCUGUUCAACACUAAGUUCGAGGGGGAGCCAGCCACCCACACACAGCCAGGUGUCCAGCUUCGGUCCAAUACCUAUGACCUCCAGGAGAGCCACGUGGGGCUAAAGCUCACAAUUGUUAGCACGGUGGGCUUUGGGGACCAGAUCAACAAGGAGGACAGCUACAAGCCCAUCGUGGAAUUCCUCGAUGCCCAAUUCGAAGCCUACCUGCAGGAGGAGCUGAAGAUCCGCAGGGUCCUGCACACCUACCACGACUCUCGCAUCCACGUCUGCUUAUACUUCAUCGCCCCCACGGGUCAUUCUCUGAAGUCUCUGGACCUAAUGACAAUGAAGAAGCUGGAUAGUAAGGUGAACAUAAUCCCCAUCAUUGCCAAAUCAGAUGCCAUUUCUAAGAGUGAGCUAACAAAGUUCAAAAUCAAAAUCACCAGCGAGCUUGUCAGCAACGGGGUCCAGAUUUACCAGUUUCCUACGGAUGACGAGUCGGUGGCAGAGAUCAACGGAACCAUGAACGCCCACCUGCCUUUUGCUGUCGUUGGCAGCACAGAAGAACUGAAGAUAGGCAACAAGAUGAUGAGGGCCCGGCAGUAUCCUUGGGGCACAGUGCAGGUUGAAAAUGAGGCCCACUGCGACUUUGUGAAGCUGCGGGAGAUGCUGCUUCGGGUCAACAUGGAGGACCUCCGGGAGCAGACCCACAGCCGGCACUAUGAGCUGUACCGCCGCUGCAAGCUGGAGGAGAUGGGCUUCAAGGACACUGACCCCGACAGCAAACCCUUCAGUUUGCAGGAGACGUAUGAGGCCAAAAGGAAUGAGUUCCUAGGGGAGCUCCAGAAAAAAGAAGAGGAGAUGAGACAGAUGUUCGUCCAGAGAGUCAAAGAGAAAGAAGCUGAACUCAAAGAGGCAGAGAAAGAGCUGCAUGAGAAGUUUGACCGUCUGAAGAAACUACACCAGGAUGAGAAGAAGAAGCUGGAGGAUAAGAAGAAAUCCCUGGAUGAUGAAGUGAACGCUUUCAAACAGAGAAAGUCGGCAGCCGAGCUGCUCCAGUCCCAGGGCUCCCAGGCUGGAGGCUCACAGACUCUGAAAAGGGACAAAGAGAAGAAAAAUUAACUCUGCUGUUUGCUGCAUGCUGCAUGAGACCCAGGGUCCUGUUUGGGCUUCCUGUAGAUGCUCUUUUCCUGCACAACAGAGCUGGGCCUCCCUAUCUUUACCCCUAACACGACCGGGGGCACACAACCCGUGCCCUCUCCUCUCUUCCUGCCAAAGUUUAUAGAAGCCUGAGAGUCGGAGGAUGGUGUCUGGCCUCUGGUUAAGAAGCCAGCAGUUCUGUGGUUUAGAGAUGCAUCGUGCAUCCCACUUCCCCUCCUAGUGUUCCCAGCCAGCCACUCCCCAUCUCCAACUUUGCCAGAGUGUAACUUGUUCAGGGGUCCUAUCUGCUACUCUCCACCGCCAGUUUCCCUGUUUGAACUCUGAUGGCUGCUCGCUUCCCCGAGGUAUUUGCAUCCACCGUGACUGGGUAAGCACCAGUCAAUAAGGCUUUCCCCCUUGGCCCCUAGUCAUUGGGCUUCCCUGAGCACCUGCCACCUCCCAACACAGCCACAGUUCCUUCUCAGAGGGCUCCAGAAGGAGAUCCUUUGAUGCCUUUUCCUUUUGGCCUCCCAGCCCUUUCCAGUUUUGAUUCACUCAAGGUGACUGUACUCAAGCUGUGUUAAAAAUCCAGAAUAAGUUUACACCAAGUCCCCCAUACCCCCUCCCCCGAAAAUGACUGCUGAAGAAAAUAGCAUAAAUGUCCUCUCCCUAUAAUAACUCCGAGUACCCUACAGAUGCAGAAAGGGAAAUAAACCUGCAUAUUAUUGCCAGCCUAGUGUCUUGAAUGAUGGGCUUAAGGAACUCUGAAGUUUCUGGGCAUCGCCUCUGUAAUCUCCUUUAGGGCUCCACGCCAUUCCCCAAUGGCAGGGCCAGUAGCAGGUAUAAUAACCCUUGUCAUAAACUGUCAAACUGAGUGGUCAAAGAAUCAAUGUUUUCAGUUUUGCUUUGAUGAGUCUUCCUGUCUGUUUGGUGAAUGUGAUGAGUUUUAAUCUGUAUUUUGCAUGUACCCCCCACAAUGAGAAGACGUGGAUCUUUCAGCUGGAGAAGAGAAAAGAAGUGUUAAUCCUCAGAAGGUCCCUAAUUUUACCUGCAGUCUAAGGAUUUGAUAUUUUAUAAAUAUUCCAGUCCUAAUUCCGGUCAUGGCUUUGGGAAACCCUUUAAAGUAGAGAGUGCUCCACUGUCAGGCACAGUGGCCUUUGGUGUUUAGCCAGGGCGAGAGUGAGAGCUGGAGGUGAGCUGGCAAUACUCUGUGGCUAACCCGCCCUUUCUCUGCCCUUCCUUUGCAGUAAUCUAUGGCUGUGUACUGAAUAGUAUUCCCGGCUACAGCUGGACUGGACUCCAUUUAGCCUUUUAAGCCAAGGUUCCUAUUUUAACUGACAGCUUUCCUUCGCGGUGCCAGGAAGCUGGGUCCCCUGCCCCUACCAUGUACUUCCACUUCAAGCACCACCUCUUUUUUUGAGUUCUGCCUCCCAGUGUCACUGGCACUGACCAUGACUUCAUUUUUUUAAAAAA
Molecule: messenger RNA, 3097 nt
Organism: Myotis brandtii (Brandt's bat)
Lineage: Eukaryota; Metazoa; Chordata; Mammalia; Chiroptera; Vespertilionidae
Gene: SEPTIN6
Product: septin 6
Exons: 11
Coding region: 323-1606 (427 amino acids)
Biological process (GO): cytoskeleton-dependent cytokinesis; cilium assembly
Cellular component (GO): microtubule cytoskeleton; septin ring; cell division site
Molecular function (GO): molecular adaptor activity; GTP binding; GTPase activity
Source: RefSeq, a predicted model, not a curated record